Molecule: messenger RNA, 840 nt
Organism: Penicillium diatomitis
Lineage: Eukaryota; Fungi; Ascomycota; Eurotiomycetes; Eurotiales; Aspergillaceae
Product: Frag1/DRAM/Sfk1 family protein
Exons: 4
Coding region: 1-840 (279 amino acids)
Cellular component (GO): plasma membrane
Source: RefSeq, a predicted model, not a curated record
AUGUGGAUUAUCUCAUUCUGGGUGUUUCCUCUCAUUUCAGCUGGCAUGUGGGUUGCCAUGCUGAUCGCGAUGCUCGGGACUUGGGUGCACGAUGGGAAACCAGUCUACCCGAGUAUGGACCAAGGUCAGACCAUUGCAUACAUCUCCGAUGUGGGCGCAUUUGGUCUCAAACCUCUCUUCAUCACCGGCAGCGUCAUCACUGUCGUCUUUCUGGAUCUCGCAUUCCUAUCCGAGCGAUGGCUGCGUCACGCGGGUCAAUUGGUCCCAAACAAGGGCCUCUUUGAUAAGCUCUGUGCUAUUGGAUCCAUCAUCUUCUCGAUCGCCGGUGCCGCGGGCUUGAUCUUGCUUUCGAUCUUUGAUACCUAUCGCCAUCCACAUCUGCACGAUGGAUUCCUGAUCCUGUUCCUUGGCGGAUACAUCGUCAGCGCAAUUCUCAUCUGCGCCGAAUACCUCCGUCUCGGACUCUCCUACCGCCGCCAGCACCGCAUUCUCCUCGCCAGUUUCGUCGUGAAAGUGACCUUUGCCAUUAUCGAAAUCGGUCUGGCCAUCGCCUUUGGUAUCUGCACUAAGAGCCAGUCCUCCAGCAAGAAGAACACCGGUGCCAUCCUCGAGUGGACCAUUGCCUUUAUCUUCACGGGCUAUGUCCUCUCCUUUAUAAUUGAUCUGUUGCCAUCUGUUCGUACUCGCAAGCAUGUGCCUCAAGGCGAGAAGCAAGCGAGUAUGAUGAGUACUCCGCACGACAGCAUGGAUAUUCCUCACCACCAUGCCUCCCUCGAGGAGCCCUUGACGACGGACUCGACUGGACCGAAUUAUUAUCGCGGUCAGCGAGUUCAAGUCUAA